AUGUACAACCCAUACCAGACACAAGCACCGUUUGGUAGACCGCCGGAGUUUACUGCGUUCCCUGGAGUACCGUCGGGCAUGCCGCCUCCUCCAGGAUUGUCAGCACCUGGGACCGGUCCUCCACCUGCCAUGCAGCAGUCGAAUACGCAGCAACCUGGCCGACCAGGUGGAUUCCCUCCGAACUUUCAACCCCCCGCAAACAUGCCGAAUAUUAAUUUCUCCGCCCCCGUUAUCCGCCUUGGUACCUCCGGCGCAUCUAAAUCAGCUGCUCCUGUGGAAAGUGGCCGGGAACGUGGAGGAGAGUCUGGCGGGAGACGCGGCGGCCAGGGGCAACACUCCUUGGAGUCACAGCGCCAGAAUUUACGCGACGCUAUGUUACAACUGCAACCGCCUACGAAAGAGGAGGUUGUGCGGACUAUAUUUGUUGGUGGCAUAACGGAGGGAGUUAGCAGUGACGAAGCCAUAGAACGGAUACUUCGGACUGCGGGAAAUUUGAAGCGCUGGAUUCGCGCUACGGAUGCUGAUGAUAAACCAUGCACGUUUGGCUUUGCAGAGUACGAGGACCCUGAAAGCCUAAGCACUGCAGUGGAAGUGCUAAAGGAUAUUGAAGUGCCCGUGAAGAAGCCGACUCCAGUGAGAGAGGACGAAGGGGAUGAGGAAGAGGUUGAAAAGAGCAAGUUACUGGUGGUUUUCGACGACAGCUCUCUCAAAUACCUCGAGCAGUUUGAGUCCACUACCCAGCGAGACCCCGAAGCCGAGCAAGCACGGUUGGAUGGGGCCAAAACAGCUCUAGCAAAGGUCCUUUCCGAGAUUACCAACCCACCAGCCCCCGCAAAACCGGACGACACUUCAAACGCGGUUGACGGCGAGGGCGAUACGCCAAUGAAAGAUGUAGACGGACAGAAGGAUGGGAACCCUGCUGAAAUUGUUACGAUUCCUAUUAACGUUGAGGAUGAGUUGUCAGAUAUCCCUGCUGAAAUGAGAGAAACCGUUGCAAAAGAAAUCGCAGCCUUCCGUGAAAGAAGCAACCGUCGCGACCUUGAAAGACUGAAGAGAGAGGAAGAACUCGAGUCUUUAGAAAGGGCUAGGGCGAGUGCUCCCAGGCCAAACAGAUUAGCUUCGCCUCCCCCAACUGCACCAAGUGGCCCUGCAGGAGGUGCGAAUGGCAUCCCUCUAGGACCCAGGGACAAGGGUGUUCCAAAGGCGCCUUCGGCUCCGAAAGGAUUUGGUCAUCAAAUUCCAAGGGACUACCAGAAGGGAGUAUCAUUUGUGAACGGGAGUGGAAUAAAUGGUGCCAAUGAAGACGAGGAUACUGAUGCAAGCGAUGAAGAGCUUGAACGAAGGCGUAAGGAAAAGAAAGCUGUUGAAGCGGAAAAGCAAUAUUUAGAUCAAGAAAGGCGGUGGCUGAAUCGGGAACGCAGCAGAACAGCAGCCGUAGAGCGAGAGAAAAAUCGUGACAAGGAAGAAGAUAUCCGCCUAGAGGAGGAAAAGCAAAUUAUGGCUAAACGCCUGCGAGAAUGGAAUGAUGACCUCGAAGCUAGCCGAAAAGUCGAAGAGUACUACGCUGAUCGUGGCGUCUGGAUACGAAAUAGAGCUGCAUUUAGAAAUAGAGAGGUGAGCAUGGAUGAAGCGGAUCGUGUUGCGGAAGAGCGUGAGAAUGCCCGGACCCAGCAACAAGAAGAACAAGCUCGUGGCAUGGCGGAUGACUUCCUUGCCCGGCAGGCCGAAGAGUUGGAAUCCCGGACCCAAGCCCCAAGAGAGCCACAACGCUUUAAGCUGUCUCUCGGUGCGGCAGCACAGAAGGCCCAAGCUACGGCGCGGAGAACUGUGGCAGAAGUCGAGGGCCUCCUUGAGGAUGAGGAGGAUACGGGAGCCGCCACGAGACGGCCACUUACGUCUAUUAAAUUUGAUACAGCGGCUGAGUCGGCCGGUCUUACGGAUGAAGAGCGCGCCCAGGCAGCAAGGCAGCUUGCUGCCGAUAUCCCAUCGGACAAAGAUGGCCUUUGGAACUGGGAAGUUAAUUGGGAGUUUGUGGAUGAAUCCGUUCGGGGAGAGCAACUUAAGCCAUUUGUUGAGAAGAAAAUUAUGGAGUACCUUGGUGUCCAGGAGCAGAUGCUGGUCGACGUGGUUGAGGAGCAUAUUCGGAAACGAGGGCAUCCUCAGGAGCUAGUCGAACUGUUGGAAGAGGCUCUGGACGAGGAAGCGGAAAUCCUGGUCAAGAAACUCUGGCGCAUGAUUAUAUUCUUCUCAGAAAGCGAGAAAAGAGGCCUUUCCGCUUAAACACAAACAGAUAUGUUUUAAUAGGAACGGGGGAGGGUGAUGACACCCAGUUAAGGUUAAUUCUAUAAAGUUUAACUGAUUCGUCCCGUCAUCCUUCAUAGACACUAGUACUAGCACUAGUACUUACCUGCCUGCCUGCCUGCCUACCUGCCUGCCUGCCUGCCUAUAUUCUUUAAUUUGUAAAAACUGGCUGAAGGGAAUCGCUUAGUCUUUCCUCUCCUGACUGAAUCCUUGUAUUCUACAUUGAAAGCAGUAAUAGUACUUAACUUCUAUCCCCGUUUCGUCCUGGCAAGGGUAACUAGAUUUUAUAUGUUGCUCUAUCGUUUGGUUAAUUUGCUCGGGGUAAUCCGGACAGCCCUACAGAACAAAAAUUUGUUAUUAUAUAGAGGAAGAAACUUUUAUUUUAUGUAUUUCAAACUUUAUAAAAUAAUAACUGUUAUUUUUUGAC
This is a messenger RNA of Histoplasma capsulatum G186AR, 2728 nucleotides long. RefSeq names its product U1 snRNP-associated protein Usp107. Gene Ontology annotation, molecular function: mRNA binding. The coding region runs from base 1 to 2280 and encodes 759 amino acids. The record is from RefSeq and is a predicted model, not a curated record. Gene Ontology annotation, biological process: mRNA processing. The transcript has 5 exons. Gene Ontology annotation, cellular component: spliceosomal complex. Lineage: Eukaryota; Fungi; Ascomycota; Eurotiomycetes; Onygenales; Ajellomycetaceae.